Messenger RNA from Penicillium daleae, 840 nucleotides. It is a transcript of the gene phb1, whose product is annotated as prohibitin subunit PHB1. Lineage: Eukaryota; Fungi; Ascomycota; Eurotiomycetes; Eurotiales; Aspergillaceae. The transcript is spliced from 2 exons. Gene Ontology annotation, cellular component: membrane; mitochondrion. The coding region runs from base 1 to 840 and encodes 279 amino acids. Gene Ontology annotation, biological process: mitochondrion organization. The record is from RefSeq and is a predicted model, not a curated record.
AUGGCCAACGCCCUGUACAACGUCUACCGGCUAGCUGGCCCUGUGGCAGCCGGUGCUAUUCUCUUCAACGCCUCCAUCUACGAUGUCCGGGGUGGUACUCGCGCCGUGAUCUUCGACAGAGUCUCGGGUGUGCAGGAGACUGUCGUCAACGAAGGCACACACUUUUUGAUCCCCUGGUUGCAGCGAGCAAUCGUCUACGACGUGCGGACGAAGCCGCGCAACAUCUCCACCACCACUGGAAGUAAAGAUUUGCAGAUGGUCAGCCUGACGCUUCGCGUGCUGCACCGUCCGGAGGUGCCGAAGCUGCCUCAGAUCUACCAGUCCUACGGCACAGACUACGACGAGCGUGUCCUCCCAUCCAUCGGCAACGAAGUCCUCAAAGCAAUCGUCGCCCAAUUCGACGCCGCCGAGCUAAUCACCCAACGUGAAGCCGUCUCCAACCGAAUCCGCAACGACCUGCUCAAGCGCGCAGCGCAGUUCAACAUCGCCCUCGAGGACGUCUCCAUCACCCACAUGACCUUCGGCAAGGAAUUCACCCGCGCCGUCGAGCAGAAGCAGAUCGCCCAGCAAGACGCCGAGCGAGCGCGAUUCAUCGUCGAGCGUGCCGAGCAGGAACGUCAGGCUAACGUUAUCCGCGCCGAGGGUGAAGCCGAGAGUGCUGAUAUUAUCAGCAAGGCGGUUGCCAAGGCUGGUAGUGGCUUGAUUGAGAUCCGUAAGAUCGAUGCUAGCAAGGAGAUUGCUCAGACACUGGCCAAUAACCCCAACGUGACAUACUUGCCUGGUGGGGAGGGCAAGGAUGGUGGAAAGAGCACUAGCCUCUUGCUGGGUCUGCGGAAUUAA